Molecule: messenger RNA, 4107 nt
Organism: Branchiostoma floridae (Florida lancelet)
Lineage: Eukaryota; Metazoa; Chordata; Leptocardii; Amphioxiformes; Branchiostomatidae
Product: E3 ubiquitin-protein ligase HECTD3-like
Exons: 20
Coding region: 33-2600 (855 amino acids)
Molecular function (GO): ubiquitin-protein transferase activity
Source: RefSeq, a predicted model, not a curated record
UGGCUGAGCCAUGCUGUACCUCCAGUCCAGCGAUGAAGGUUGUGGAGUUGAGAGCUAAGAUGAGCAUCGAAUCUUGCCGGAGACGUUUAGCCAGGGUAAGAUGUAUACGGGACUGUGUUACCAGCUUUAAGGAUGGUUUAUCUCUCCCAGAACCCCUGUGCUACGUCCCGGAGGAGGUAUUGUACGGCAAAGCGGGCGAGGGGAAGACAGGGACCGUGCAAGUCACCGUGUACUCCCGGCCCUCGCUGAGGGGGAGGGGCGGAAAAGUUGGAGAAAUUCCCUGCGGAAAUGAUACUCGUAUUGGAGCGUCAGGAGCCGAGCUGAGCAAUCGGGAUGGGGAGUGGAUCAAACUGAGACAGCCUGCCCUGGAGCAGUUUUUCCCAGGGAAGAAUGUGACAGAAGGCUGGGUGCUGCUCCACCCGGCCCUGUCUAGUUCAGAUGAAACACCGACGCUCACACGGAUCCCUCAGGAGGAGGACAAGAGCAAAAGCAGCACCUACAAAGAGCUAUUUGGAACCAGCCCUCCUACUCUGUCCAGAUGGGAGGAUGUAGUCGAGCAGGUGUACGCCCUGAAGCUGGGUCAGGUCAGUAAGGUGGCGCCAUGUGACGAGGAGGCAGUAGACGCCCUCAGGUCCCCGCCCACCAACUGGACGUUGGAGUACGAUGAAGAGCUCUCGCGGUUCCUAUUUGAGAACGGGGACCAUGAGAACGAGAGUCUCGGCAGUGUGAAGCAGUAUGUGGAGUCACUGGAGGUUUCCUCUUACAGAGAUGAGGAUAACUCGGACUGUCUGACAGACGGAGACACAGAGACGUAUUGGGAGAGUGAUGGCAGUCAGGGGCAGCACUGGAUCAGACUCAAGAUGAAGAGGAGCACCAUCGUCAAAAAGUUGAUGAUUGGUGUAGAAGCCUCUGACGACAACUACACUCCGAACCGUAUAGUUGUGAUGGGAGGGGAGCUGGACUCCAUGGUCAAACUCAAUGACAUUAGUGUGAAUGAUGGUUUUAGUGGAGACCUGACUGUCCUGGAGAAUAUGACUCAACACUAUCCUUACAUUGAAAUUAGAAUCAAAGAUUGCAAAGAUGACGGAAUAGACACCAGAAUACACGGGCUGAAGAUCAAGUCCAGCCAGGACCGAGACCUGGGCCUGAACCGCGACUUCUUCACCCCGGACAAACUUGUCAGGUACCCCCGACUGGAGACGGUGGACCCCGAAAAACUCUACAGGAGAUCCCUGGCUCUAUAUAGAUUCGUGAGUCUCCUGGACAGUGUGAUGCACUACAUGGUACCCAAGUGGGAAUUUUCUCUGGGAUCUCUCAACUGUCUAGAGGAGGUGAAACAGCUGCUGCCCCUGUCCAAGAAGAGGAUGGGCCUGAUCGAGAUGUGCCUGAAGGAGUCGGAGUCCCCCAGGCCCAGCUCCAUGCCUAAACUGUACAUCAACAGGCGCACCGCCACGGAACACAGGACGGACCCCACCAAGGACCCCGAGUGCAAGCACGCCAUCUUUACACAGAUCUAUGAAGGUCUAAAGCCAAGGGAUAAGUAUGAGAAGCCGUUAAACUACAGAUGGCCGUCAAAGUAUGACCAGUGGUGGGAAUGUAAGUUUUUGUCAGAAGGCAUCAUUGACCAAGGAGGUGGGUUCAGGGACAGUCUGUCUGACCUGGCAGCAGAGCUGUGUCCAUGCUCAGCAGACGCACCUGUAGCCCUGCCCUUCUUUGUCAGGUCUCCCAACCAGGUUGAGGACACCUCUAACGUGAACAGAGACGUGUAUGUGCCCAACCCCUCCUGUACAGAGUUCGCUAAGUAUGAGUGGAUCGGCAUGCUGAUGGGGGCUUGUCUCAGGGGCAAGGAGAACUUGGUGUUGGACCUACCUGCUUUCACCUGGAAGCGGUUGGUGGGCGAGAAAGUCACCUGGGCACAGGAUUACAUCAGUGUGGAUUCAUCAGAGGUAAAGCUACUGGAGUCCAUAGAAUCCAUCAGUUUAGACAAGACGUCGUUCGAUCAGAACUUUGGAGUAGAGCUGACAUGGACCACGGUCAUCAGCAACGGUCAAACCGUAUCGCUGAAGCCUCUGGGGGAGGACACAGCUGUGGGUUACGAGGAGCGACACGAGUACUGUCGUCUGGUGCGGGAGACGCGUAUGGCGGAGAGUACAGAACAGGAGAACGCCAUGAGACUAGGCCUGCUGAAGGUGGUACCCCAGGCAGUCCUGGACCUGCUGACGUGGCAGGAGCUGGAACACAGGGUCUGCGGAAACCCAGAAAUCAGUAUUGAAGCUCUCAGGAAGACAACUUAUUAUGAAGAUCUGGAACAGACGGACCCCAGAGUCAAGUAUUUGUGGGAUGCUUUAAGUAAUUUUACUAAUGAGGAUAGAAGUCGCUUCCUGAGGUUUGUAACUGGGAGAAGACGACUGCCCGCACCUCUCUUCAUCUGUCCAGACAGGGGAUUAGACACAGUGGAUGCUCUACCAGAGUCUUCCACAUGUUCCAAUACUCUGUACCUCCCCACGUACUCAAGUGCAAAGGUUGCAGAAGAAAAGAUACGGUAUGCUGCUUACAACUGUAUAGCCAUCGACACAGACAUGAGUCCAUGGGAAGAAUAGGGAAUUUCUAAGCCCUCUUGAAUCAUAGAUAUCCUCUGAUGUAAGUAACAGUCUAGUUCACCUUUAUCCACCAUGGGGUAACCUACAUGUAUUCGUCGGUUUUAAAAACAGGGUAUUUAGGGAUAUCAAGUCAACGACUCAAACUUGAAACCACCAUCAAUCAACUUAAUAUUCCUAGAAACCUUGUUUUAGAUACAACGGAUAAAGCUUACCCCAUGGAUAAAGGUGGACUAGCAUUAAAGAUAUGAAUGCAAAGACUAAGUGUAGCUUUGGUGUAAAAUUUGCUUGUUCUGACAGUCAGAACUUCUUUAAGAUAUUAUGAUAAACAGUUUAUAUAUACAGGACAGAUGGCCAGGUUGAAAUUUGAACCCAAAGAAUAAAUGAUAAACACAUUCGGCUGCUCAUAGUAUAACACCGAUCAGAAAAAUAGGAGAAAUCAAGUGGACUUUGGUGAUAUUGUACAGCUUUGAUAUUUUGCUACUGUGAAUCGUAAUAAUAGGCAGAUUCUGAAUGCUUAGUUUAGUGCCAGCCACGUGCACACUCUUAGGCCUCAGUUUAGAAUUAGUAAAAACAUUUCAACCUUCAUCAUCUAGACAGUUAGACAUAACAGUUGUGCAUGUGCGACAGGACAGUGAUUACUAGCGAAGGAAGCUUGUUACACCAGAGAUAAAUGUAUUGAUAAGUUGAGACUUAUGUUAGGAAGAGGUUUCUACUGUAUAUACGUGAGAGUGGGAAAUGUACAUGUAGUCUGUUAAAAGUAAUGAUUUUUUUAUUGUAUGCAGAAUUUCUCCACUGACAUUCAGUGGACACAGUAAUAUUUGAUGACAAUAUGAAAGUUUGUGUUACUUUGGCUAAAGGCUUGUCUGCAAAUGUAAGAAAUACUAGUAUAUCAGUCGUACAAGUCUCAUCUUGUAUUUUCUAUGUUUGUGUUUAUGGUGCAGCGCACAACAGGUGCCAUACUGUAUGGAAAACGUGUAUGAUUAUUUGGGAACUCCUGCCCAUUUUGUUUUCUAUAAAGAUAGCAUCUUUUUAGUUUCCUUACAUUAUGAGCAUAUUGCUCACCAGACUGAUUACUUUUUCUUACAUUUCAUGUAAGAUUUUGUAACAUAAUUUAUUCCUGAAUGGUAUGAAGUUGAUGGUUGUACAUAUAUAUGAUUAGCAGAAGAUCCAUGGAUAGUUAUACGACAUAUAACAAUGUUUUAAAGAAACAUUCAGUGUGUGAGAUGGCGGGCUAAAGCCAUUUAUUUGUAAUUAAUAUUUUGCAGCUUAUUCAUAUACAUUUAUGUACAGUAAUAAAUGAAUUUGAUAAGCAUAAAGUAUAUCUACCGAUUUCUUAUCUGUAUGUUAUCUUUAUAUCAUCAUAUACAUUUAUAUGGACCGCUUUUUCAGAAUCCUACUUAAUCAAAGAUUUCUGUUUUUACUUGAUGACUUAUCAUGUACGCAUGGUAUUUUGUCUGCUGGGUUAAUACAUUUGUAUGUAUAUACAUAAAUUGUCAUAGUAACACUU